UCGUCGAUACUUGGCUAAGCGAUACAUUUUGAUAUGUAGUCGAUAAAUACGUAAUGCAUUGGGUCGUUUGAGUCGUUAGCGUCGUUAGAGUGGUAAGAGCAGUUGUGGUCUGUGUGUUCUUUAAUGCGUUCUUAUGGUUCUAAUGCUUGUAAAUUUGUGCUGAGGAAUUUUGUAGCAUAUGACAAGACGGUAAACAUUUUAGUACUUAUUUAAAGUAAACUUUGUGUUAGAAUGUAGUGGCGCAGGUCGUGCUAUUUUAGCAGACUAUAAAGACGAGGCUAUAUUGCAACAGUACGAUUUUCUGGAUUGUGACACCGUGCAGUUUGGAGAGAGCUCGUUAGUUCUGCAGAAGAAGGCGGUAUGUUUCUUCGAAACGUUGGGAUGUCUCUAGACUACACGGCGUUGGAAUCUAAAAGACCAUACUCUUCACAGUCACCGCCUUGAGAACCAAAAAUUCAGUCUUUGAAUAAUAAUGGAAGAAAUAUUGAAAGAUAGUCGCUUCUCCCAUGUAGCCCGGGAUCCACGUUUUAAAAGAAUUUCAAGACAUGAGAAAAAAAUAAAAAUUGACAAACGUUUUCAGUCCAUGUUCAGUGAUGAAAGAUUUAAACUUAAUUAUACAGUUGAUAAAAGAGGUCGUCCAAUAGCUCAUACAUCAAAUGAAGAUCUGAAGAGGUACUAUGCCCUCUCAUCCGAUGAAGACAGAGAUUCAGAAUAUGAAAGCACCAGUGGUAACAGUAGUGAUACCUCUACUGAAAUAAAUAAAGAUUUCAAAUAUACUGAGACUAAAUCCAAACCCGAUGAACCUGGAGGAAGUGGUUCAGCUGCUGAUAGCGUAGAUAAAAUUAAGAUCAGUGAUAAGAAAGAUGAAAUAAGGAUUGAAAAACACAAUAUCAAUUUUGAAGGACUGAAUAACAACUUAAUAGGGGAGAAAAAGGGUCAACAGAAAUGGAAAUGUGGUUUAGAGUUGAACCCUAAUAAUGAAGUUUCUAGCAAUGUAGAUGAUAUAAAUGAAGAAAAGGAAAUUCUAGCGGAUAGUGUAAAGAAAAAACUGAGAGAUCUAACGGUUGAUUAUGCUCGUGGUGAAGGAGUACUUUUCUCUGACAGUUCAUCAGAUGAGGAAAGCUCAGAAUCAGGCUCUGAAGUUGAAGAGUUAGACCAUGGCUGGGGAGAGCUGGACCAUGAUGCUGAACGAACAAAUGAAGUGACAAAUCGAUUAGCAGUAUGCCACAUGGAUUGGGACAGAAUCAGGGCUAGUGACCUCAUGGUUCUCUUUUCCUCUUUCCUGCCCCAAGGAGGACUUAUUCAUUCUAUAACAAUCUAUCCAUCAGAGUUUGGGCUGAAAAGAAUGAAGGAGGAAGAAAUUAGAGGACCACUAGAACUAGUGGGUGAUGGUAGCUCAGUGCAAGAUGGAAAAGUGGAAGAGGAUGAAGAG
This is a messenger RNA of Cryptotermes secundus, 1432 nucleotides long. Its product is annotated as ESF1 homolog. Gene Ontology annotation, biological process: rRNA processing. Gene Ontology annotation, molecular function: RNA binding. The record is from RefSeq and is a predicted model, not a curated record. Lineage: Eukaryota; Metazoa; Arthropoda; Insecta; Blattodea; Kalotermitidae.